AUGGCGCCCUGGCCCUCUCGGCUCAACGACCCUUUACCGGCUCCGCCUUCGCGAGAGCCUCCUCUGCCGCCUCUGCCGCGGCCGGAGCUUGAGGAUGUUCGCAAGCAGCUCUCUAGGCCGCCAGUGCGCAGGCCGGUCGCCAGCUCCUCGCGAUCUAACGACCCAAACCUUGUGGAUGCCUCCCAGGUCCCUUCAGAUCUGAUACCCACCCUUCCUACGGAGAACCGUACCGCGCCUGCUCAAAGACCAUCGAGCCACGGCCGCUCGAUGAGCCAUCCCUUCCCGUCCUUGUUUUCUGCAAAGAGGAAGCAGGCCCCGAAGAAUCCAUCGCCCGAUGAUUUCGAUUCGGACUCGGACUCGGAUGCCGAGAUGCUGGGUUUGGGCCCUGGGUCUAAGCAGAAGAGGCCCGCGCAACCUCUGGGCCCAUCAAAGGUCCAUGUUAAACCCGCCGGGGACAAGGACUUCGCCUCGGGUAACUGCAUGACAUGUGGUGCAAUGUCGAGAUGGCCUAAAGGGCUCAAGGUCUUCAAGUGCACUCUUUGCAUGACCAUCAACGACCUGGUCGACAUUAACAGUGCGGCCGAGGUGAACAACCAUGCCGUAGGUUACAGACGAGCGUCGGAGGAUGCCACUCCUAGUUUGAAGGCACCCAUAUCGCCUGAAGGCACGAAACACCUCGUCAGAGACUGCUUGAGGAACUACCUGGUCGCAGCCCUGGCAGCUAGGCGCACUUCAACAGACUCGAAGGAUGGAGGCCGUCCUGUGGAGCCAUUCAAGCCGCAUGGAGGCGCAAAUAAUAUCGAUACGGCAGCCGCUGGGCGACAGCGGUAUGAGAGGGACGAGAUCACGACGCCGAAUUCUGGACCUUCGGAAACAACUUUUGGAAGUGCCGAAGACCGAAGUGCCUUUGUGAAUUUCUCACGACCAGGAAUGUUUCCCCAAAGAUCUUAUUCCUCGUCGUAUCCGGAAACACGACCGGAAGUAGGAAAUCUCGGGAGACUGUCGAUCGACCAGAACGCCAGAUGCGUCGAUCCGGAUGGGAAAAGGCUCUUUAGGCCCCUCGAGGACUACCUUAUCACCUGUUUCUCUCCGCCACUGACCUGUAUCAACUCGUCUUUCAUGCUGCGACAUCCACGCAACAACAACCGCCGAGCUCCUCAGCCGUCUAGGCGACGACCAUCGGAACCUCCCAGGCCUCCCAGGGAGAUUCCACCCAGGGAGAUUCCAUCGCAGGAGCAAUCUAUAACCGAGCUUGAUGCCAAAAUGCUGCUGGUUGGCGAUUUCGCCGAGAAUGGUUCAUGGUGGACUGGUCGAAAGGAGAAGGCGGCUCCCAACCGAACCCCCUCAUAUCGCAGCGAUGAGGACUCGACUGUUACAAGCAGGAGCCCUAAUAUCGACUGGGCAGAGGUAGACAAUUGGUACCACACCGUCAUCAACGCCGGGGAGCGUUGGACUGAUAUUUAUGAUGGACUCUCUCAGCAUUUUGUGUUCGACGAGCCUACGGAAGUGGAACUCAAACAGAUUGAAGGACACAUUCUUGAAGCACAGGACCAUCUGCGAAAGACGCUUCUUAAGGUCACAGAAAACAUUCUCAAACGACCAGGAAAGCCCAUCAACAGCCCUGAAGAUCUUCGCUUCUUGCUAAUAAUAUCGGCAAACCCACUUCUGCACGCCUCAUUUCAAAACUUUACGGGGCGCUUGCCGCAUGCUCAAAAUAACCAGAUCAGUGGCCCGUACGCGUCGGGCCCAUUGCGCGGUUCAGGACCGGUCUCUGGGCAGCACUCACCCAUCAUCAAACGCAUCCUUGGCCUCCUGUCUAACACACCGGCUGAUUGCCAGAAUCACCUCGUCUCCUGGUUCGCGAGGCUGCCGGAGUCUCGCUUCAUCCAGUUGAAAGACUUUGCCGGAGGCUUCCUAGCCUACAGGCUAAUAAGACAGCAUGAAAAGAAGCACGAGGUCAAGGUCGAUGUGACAGCCGGUCUUAUUCCGAAUAUGGCUGCGGGACGGUCUCCAGCCACCCUCCAUGCUGCCCUUGGUCAGCCACGCCCAUCCAGAUCAAAGAAGCCUAAGGAGCAACCCAAGAUCGUGUACCAAGAUGACUGGCAAACAAAAGCUGCUGCUCGGGUUAUUGGCCUCCUUUUCGCCGCAAACAACAACGCGCAUUAUCGAAGACACAUCGCAGGCACACCGUCUUCACAGGACGAAGUGUUAAACAGCACAAGCGUUAGAGAUCAGGUUCAAGCGAGAGGCCAAAUAGUACCUACGAGUGACUUCUAUAUCACCCUACUCGACGACUCAGACCUCGUCGCUGACUUUGAGGCUUGGGAACGUAAAAGGAGCAAGUUCUCUUUCUGUCAAUUUCCAUUCCUUCUCAGCAUCGGCGCCAAGAUACAAAUAUUGGAACACGAUGCAAAAAGACAAAUGCAUCUCAAAGCGAGGGAUGCCUUCUUUGAUAGCAUCAUGAGCCGGAGAAAUGUCGAACAGUACUUGACACUCAAUGUACGACGCGAUUGUCUUGUCGAGGAUAGUUUGACUGGAGUAAGCGAAGUCAUUGGCGGCGGGGGCGAAGAUAUCAAAAAGGGAUUGCGUAUCGUGUUCCAAGGCGAGGAGGGAGUCGAUGCCGGCGGCCUGAAGAAAGAGUGGUUCUUACUGCUUGUCAGGGAGGUCUUCAACCCAGAUCAUGGGAUGUUCGUAUAUGAUGAAGACUCGCAGUAUUGCUACUUUAACCCCAACUCUUUCGAGACUUCGGACCAGUUCUUCCUUGUGGGCGUGGUCUUUGGCCUGGCGAUAUACAACUCCACCAUUCUCGAUGUCGCAUUCCCGCCGUUCGCUUUUCGCAAGCUUCUCACAGCCGCCCCGCCGCCUUCCCAAGGUCUCUCCACCCAGCCCAGGCCAGCUAUAGCGUACACCCUCGACGACCUGGCGGAAUUUCGCCCGCGCCUCGCCAAAGGGCUGCGCCAACUCCUCGAUUUCGAUGGUGACGUCGAGUCUACCUUCUGUCUCGACUUCGUGAUUGAUGUCGAGAAGUACGGUUAUACCGAGCGAGUGGCCCUCUGCCCUGGUGGCUCGAAUCGGCCUGUCACUAAUGCCAACCGCCGCGAGUAUGUCGAUUUGUAUGUCAAGUACCUUCUCGAUUCUGCCGUUACUCGCCAGUUCGAACCAUUCAAGCGUGGUUUCUUUACCGUCUGCGGCGGGAAUGCCCUCUCGCUGUUUCGGCCAGAGGAGAUUGAAUUGCUGGUCCGCGGCUCAGACGAGCCGUUGGAUAUCACAUCGCUGCGCGUGUCAGCCGAGUACGAGAAUUGGGGAAACAAAGCCAACAGCCCGGACCAGACCGAACCAACACUUAGGUGGUUCUGGGAGUCGUUCGAGCGUGCGAGCCCAAGAGACCAGAGAAGGCUGCUGGCAUUCAUCACGGGCAGCGACCGCAUCCCCGCCAUGGGUGCUGCUUCACUGACCAUUAGAAUCUCGUGCCUGGGUGAUGAUAGUGGAAGAUACCCAACGGCCAGGACAUGUUUCAAUGCGCUACAGCUGUGGAGGUAUAAUUCAAAGGAGAGACUGGAGAAAGUGCUGUGGGACUCUGUGCAUGAGAGUGAGGGCUUUGGACUCAAGUAA
Diaporthe amygdali is the source of this 3612-nucleotide messenger RNA. RefSeq names its product HECT-domain-containing protein. Gene Ontology annotation, molecular function: ubiquitin protein ligase activity. The record is from RefSeq and is a predicted model, not a curated record. The transcript has 3 exons. Gene Ontology annotation, biological process: protein polyubiquitination. Lineage: Eukaryota; Fungi; Ascomycota; Sordariomycetes; Diaporthales; Diaporthaceae. The coding region runs from base 1 to 3612 and encodes 1203 amino acids.